AUGGGUGCGAGUAACAUGAAGAUCCUGGCAGAGGACCAGGAAAGCGUGAAACCUGCCGAGAGCCAUCAGCUAGUGCAGCGAUUCUCCAUUCUUUCAACUCUGGCAUUGGGGUUUAUAAGUCCUUGGAAUCCUCAAUUUUGGAGCGAUGAAUCUGACUUUGAGAUCUCAGCGGCUGGAUUGGCCGAGUUGGCUUCUGCUUUCCCCUCGAGUGGUGGACAAUAUCACUUUGCAUACAUGGUAGCAAGCCCUCAGUAUCGCUCACUUGUUGCCUUUGUAAUCGGCUGGUUGAGCAUUGCCGCGUGGUGCUUGACUAGCGCAUCAACGGCCAUUGUGUGUGGUAAGACUUCAAACAGAAAGCAGCAACGUACUGAGAUCCUUGCUAACUUCCUCUGCCAUACUCUAGCUCAAAUGGCCGGUAGCCUUGCUAGCAUUUAUCAUCCACAAUAUGCCGCUGAGGCCUGGCACACCUACCUUAUAUAUCUUCUGAUCAUGAUUUUGGCAACGGCCAUUGUCUGUUUCAGUCCGAAUGCGAUCCCCCGGGGUGAAGUUGUCCUACUUUGGUGCAGUGUUGCCGGCUUCGUGGCAAGCUUGGUUGUAGUCUUGGCCACACAGCGACACCCACAAUCCGCCCAAGCCGUGUUUACCGAAUACAAGAAUGAAUCUGGCUGGAAUGAUGGGACUUCGUUCAUUGUCGGACUGGGAACGUGCAUGUACGCCUAUCUUGCCAUCGAUGGCGCAACUCAUAUUGCCGAAGAAGUCCCCUGUCCAUCACGUAGUGUGCCAAAGGCGAUGGGAAUGACCAUGCUGAUUGGCAUGUUGACCGUCAUUCCCUGGACGGUCGCAUUUCUGUUCACCCUGACAGAUGUUGACAAAGUCAUCAGCUCAGCCAUCCCGAUCCAUACGGUGUAUAGUCAGGCCACCAACAGCGAAACUGCCGCCACAAUUCUCACGGUGUGGAUUCUCUUCAUUUAUUCUGGGGCCCUGGUAUCGUGUAUCGUCACUACAGGACGGCUUACAUAUGCGUUUAGCCGCGAUGGCGGCCUCCCUUUUUCAUCUUUCUUCAGUCGAGUGGAUUCGAGGAACCAAGUGCCUAUCAAUGCCACCUUGGCAUGCUUUGGAUUUGUCAGUAUAUAUGGCUUGAUCUAUAUCGGAUCUACCACCGCAUUUAACAGCUUCAUCUCAAUGUCCAUUAUGUCACUGAACAUUACCUACGUGGUGCCUCAAGCGAUUGCGGUCUACCGUGGACGUGAUAGAGUACUUCCCGAGCGCCCAUUCCGCCUCGGACGUUGCGUUGGAACUUUUUGCAAUUGGUUCAGCACUCUAUGGGUAGCAUUUAUCUCGUUGAUGUUUUGCUUCCCAGCCACAAACCCAACUACAGUCGGGAGCAUGAAUUAUGUGAGCGUGGUACUUGUGGGUAUCUCGGUCGUUAUUCUGGCUCUCUGGUAUGGUGGGAAAAGGAAAAUCUUCGUUGGCCCUACCUCAGAGGCCGUUUGA
Molecule: messenger RNA, 1494 nt
Organism: Penicillium verhagenii
Lineage: Eukaryota; Fungi; Ascomycota; Eurotiomycetes; Eurotiales; Aspergillaceae
Product: amino acid permease
Exons: 3
Coding region: 1-1494 (497 amino acids)
Biological process (GO): transmembrane transport
Cellular component (GO): membrane
Molecular function (GO): transmembrane transporter activity
Source: RefSeq, a predicted model, not a curated record